Messenger RNA from Orussus abietinus, 1098 nucleotides. It is a transcript of the gene Task6, whose product is annotated as two pore potassium channel protein sup-9. The coding region runs from base 1 to 1098 and encodes 365 amino acids. Gene Ontology annotation, molecular function: potassium ion leak channel activity. Gene Ontology annotation, biological process: stabilization of membrane potential; potassium ion transmembrane transport. Lineage: Eukaryota; Metazoa; Arthropoda; Insecta; Hymenoptera; Orussidae. The transcript has 5 exons. Gene Ontology annotation, cellular component: membrane. The record is from RefSeq and is a predicted model, not a curated record.
AUGAAGAAGCAAAACGUCCGGACCCUAACGUUGAUCGUCUGCACGUUCACCUACCUCCUCGUCGGCGCUGCCAUAUUCGACGUACUCGAGUCCGAGACGGAGAAACGACGAAAGGAAGCUUUGGAUGCCAUUGAGAAAAUGGUAAUACGCAAGUACAACAUUAGCGAAGACGACUUCAAGAUCAUGGAAACGGUGGUGCUCAAGACGGAACCACACAAGGCUGGCCAGCAAUGGAAAUUCGCCGGAGCUUUUUAUUACGCGACCACGGUGCUCACUACUAUUGGCUAUGGACACUCCACGCCGAACACCAUAAGCGGAAAACUCUUCACGAUGUUCUACGCCAUCGUGGGGAUUCCGAUGGGCCUCGUGAUGUUCCAGAGCAUAGGAGAACGUUUGAACAAGUUCUCAUCCGUCGUUAUACAGAAUGUGAAACGUCUGCUGAACUGCAAAGAUGUUCAGGCCUCGGAGACCAAUCUAAUUUGCGUGGUGACGACCCUGUCGAGCUUAACCAUCGCCGGGGGAGCCGCGGCGUUCUCCAAGUACGAGGGCUGGUCCUACUUCGACUCCGUGUACUACUGCUUCAUCACCUUGACCACCAUUGGAUUCGGCGACAUGGUCGCUCUUCAGAAGGACAAUGCGUUGAACAACAAGCCAGAAUACGUAAUGUUCGCUCUGAUAUUCAUCCUCUUCGGGCUGGCCAUCGUGGCGGCUUCGCUGAAUCUCCUCGUCUUGCGAUUCGUCACGAUGAACACGGAGGAUGAAAGGCGGGACGAAGCGGAAGCUCUACAAGCUGCCCAGGGUGCGGUUCGCCUGGAAGGCGACGUGAUCACGGCAAACGGCUCGAUACUGUCAGGCCAGGUCGGCAACCACGGCGAGACGAUAUCGCUGGACGACAACGCGUCGGUCUGCAGCUGCAGGUGCAGCGGACUCUACAAGAGGCGGCGGAGGCCGCGAUUUACGGUGCGCCGUUCCCCGGGGAAGAUCUCCCACCUGCUGCCGAUGCAGCCUCUGCCAGCCCUUAACGUGACCGAGCUGCAUCUGCCACCCUCGACGCCGCUGCUGCAGCUCCCGUUGCACCUGCACAGAGCCAGCAUUUGA